Messenger RNA from Phragmites australis (common reed), 1342 nucleotides. Its product is annotated as phospholipase A1-II 7-like. The record is from RefSeq and is a predicted model, not a curated record. Gene Ontology annotation, molecular function: glycerophospholipid phospholipase A1 activity. Bases 95 to 1306 code for a protein of 403 amino acids. Lineage: Eukaryota; Viridiplantae; Streptophyta; Magnoliopsida; Poales; Poaceae. Gene Ontology annotation, biological process: lipid metabolic process. The transcript has 2 exons.
AGCUCGCUAGUAGCCAAAACAGAGGUGCGUGCGUGCGUAGCCAAGGCGAUCGCGAGUUCAUUAAUUGGUUGAUUAACAAGCAACGAGUGCGGCCAUGGGGUCGUCGCCGAUGCUUGGAAGCAUUGCCAACAGGUGGCGCGAGCUCCAUGGCGAGGACUCGUGGAACGGCCUCCUUGACCCGCUCGACAUCGACCUGCGCGCGUCCAUCAUCUCCUACGGCGAGCUCGCGCAGGCCACCUACGACGGGUUCAAUCAGGAGAAGCGCUCGCCGCACGCCGGCGCGUGCGUGUUCGGCCACUCCGACCUGCUGGCCCGCGCGGGCGUGGCCGCGGCGGGAAGCUACGCUGUCACCAAGUUCGUGUACGCCACGUCCGGCCUGCCCAUGCCCGAGGCGUUCCUGCUCCUGCCGCUGCCGAUGCUGCCGGAGGCGUGGUCCAGGGAGUCCAACUGGAUGGGGUACGUCGCGGUGGCAACGGACGAGGGCGUCGCCACGUUGGGGAGGCGCGACAUACUCGUGUCGUGGCGCGGGACGAUGAAGAACCUCGAGUGGGUCAACGACUUCGACUUCACGCCGGUGUCCGCCGCGCCGGUGCUGGGACCCGCGGCGGCCGCGAACCCGGCCGCCUUGGUGCACAGGGGCUUCUUGUCCGUGUACACGUCCAGCAACGCAGACUCCAAGUACAACCAGGCCAGCGCCAGAGACCAGGUUCUUGAGGAGGUCCGCAGGCUAAUUGAGCUGUACAAGGACGAGGUGACUAGCAUCACCGUCACCGGCCACAGCCUCGGCGCGUCGCUCGCCACGCUCAACGCCGUGGACAUCGUGGCCAACGGCGUGAACGCGGCCGCCAACUCCUCCCAGCCGCCGUGUCCCGUGACGGCCAUCGUUUUCGCGAGCCCGCGCGUCGGGGACGGCAGCUUCAAGGCGGCGUUCCGCUCGUUCCCAGACCUGAGGGCGCUCCACGUGAAGAACGCCGGCGACAUCGUGCCGAUGUACCCGCCGCUGGGGUACGUGGACGUGGCCGUGCCGUUGCCCAUCCACACGGGCCGGUCGCCGUACCUGCGCCACCCCGGCACGGUGCAGACGCUGCACAACCUCGAGUGCUACCUGCACGGCGUUGCCGGGGAGCAGGGCGGCGCCGGAGGGUUCAACCUGGAGGUGGACCGCGACGUGGCGCUGGUGAACAAGGGCGAAGACGCGCUCAAGGACGAGUACCCGGUGCCGGCGGACUGGUGGGUCGCCGAGAACAAGUGCAUGGUCAAGGGAGACGACGGGCACUGGACGCUCCAGGACUUCGAGCAAAUCUAAUCAAGCUCGACUCGCAUGUCUGUGCCUUCGUAUAUU